Messenger RNA from Botrytis cinerea B05.10, 3004 nucleotides. RefSeq lists its product as hypothetical. The coding region runs from base 1475 to 2563 and encodes 362 amino acids. Gene Ontology annotation, molecular function: RNA polymerase II cis-regulatory region sequence-specific DNA binding; DNA-binding transcription factor activity, RNA polymerase II-specific. NCBI's taxonomy places the organism in Eukaryota, Fungi, Ascomycota, Leotiomycetes, Helotiales, Sclerotiniaceae. Gene Ontology annotation, cellular component: nucleus. The transcript has a single exon. The record is from RefSeq and is a predicted model, not a curated record. Gene Ontology annotation, biological process: positive regulation of transcription by RNA polymerase II; mitotic cell cycle.
GAACCCGAGUUGGCUUAGUGUGCUGGUAAGAUAUGUCUCAAAGCAUCAGAAACCCCAAAAAAAGUAUUCUUCCAAGCUUUCCAAAAACUUCCUAGGUCCAAAUUUAUCCCUAGAUUUCCCAAGAGCCAGGGCGGGACGAAACGAAUCUUUCAAGGUUUGCACAAACCAUCCACUACAUUUCUAUACGUCUUAUAAGUCUUCGUCUUCCAUUUCAACCACCCCUACCACAAAAUUCAAAACCCGCCCACACAUACCUAGACCAUUGCACAACAUCCACUGACCACACAUCAAUCACGUCCCCGCUACCCAAACAAUCCACCCCGGGCCCAAUACCCAUACACCCACACCAUACAUACACUUGGACUAAAAACACCAUUUACCAUCAUCCCUACUUUCCAUUCUCAUCCCAGAAAAGUCCCAAAAAAUCUACCCCUACCCUGAGUUUAUCCGAUCGAAACUGUACAGGAUCCGUGCUACCCAUACCAAAACACGCAUCACCCCUCCCCAGAAGCAUCCUCACUACCCCCCUGUUAUGACCUUGAUCGUUGUCGCGCCCGCCAAUAAAAUGUUUUCGUCAGAAUCCCUACGUCCCUGGCUUACCUGGAAAUCAAUGUAUAUCAUUGUCAUACCUCCCAUCGCCGACUAUACUUUACAAGACAUAAGCCCCAUCCUCAACCCGAUAUUGUCUUUCCCAUUUCAACAUCUUCAUACCAAUCCAUCGGUUUCCUGUUCUCAAAUAUAACUCCAGUCCAUUCAUCUUCAAUAUCAUCGAUAACUAGCAUUUGCUUUCAUCUCUUUUGAAAGAAAAAAAUCCUAUCUACGCGACUCAGUCACCCAUCAGAGCGUUGCGUUUCGAACCAUUAAAAUCUUAACCACACAGACUCUCUUGGCUCAAGCUUUUUCCCUACUUUCCGCUUCAACUGAAAGGGUCACCCUUCAUCCCAAGAAAAUCGCAUUUUCUCAUCGCCACUGCCGCCAUCACAAGUCUAGAUCGAGAGACUAGAUUGAAGCAUCCCAAAACCAGGAGACCACCACAAUAUCUAGCGUCAUCCCCACUUGUAACAUCUUUCUUAAGACUCCCAGGACCAAGUACAGCACCGAGCGACGGUUCUCUUAUAAGGGUAGUCGCGGAUACUUUCAGUCGUUGAGCAGCCGUUAGUUCGUGUCCCAGGCUCAGGUACACAGCCAAAAUACAUCCCUUGAUCCCUCGCGUUUUUGGAAAACAUCCACUUGCUAGUCCGCGGCCCAACCGUGCACUUGAGCUCUUCGACAUCUUUUCGAGGCCUUGACCGCUCUUGUGGUAUCUUUACACGAAUUUCCAAUUCCAUCUUAGGGCCGUUGACCGAUUAGGAGCUUCCUAUAUCCCAACGUCUUUGCCCAUAGACCUAACGACCGAUCAUCAUCACCUUCAUUUUGAUUUUGAUUUUCUGUCUUUAUCUUCAACUUUAUCAUUCAGUAUCCAGUAUUCUUCAAAAUGUCAUCAUCUCAUCGACGUGGGCCUUGGUCGCCAGCUGAAGAUUCGUACUUGGUACAACUUGUUCAUACACAAGGAGCUUUGAACUGGGUGAGAAUUGCACAACUCAUCGGUUCAAGAUCGCCAAAGCAAUGUCGAGAACGUUACCAUCAAAACCUCAAGCCAACCUUAAACCACGAUCCAAUCAGUCCCGAAGAGGGACUUCAAAUCGAAAGAUUGGUAGGAGAGAUGGGUAAGAGAUGGGCCGAAAUCGCUCGAAGACUUCAAGGACGAAGUGACAACGCCGUAAAGAAUUGGUGGAAUGGAAGCAUGAACCGAAGACGUCGUUUGGUUCUUCGUAGAAGAACAUCAUCCCACUCACAUUCCUUCAACGAGCAAUCUGAAACCCUAUCAUUCGCACGACCAGUUCAUUCCCAUUCUCACACCACAUCUCGCCACAUUGACACCUUUUCAUCCCGAAGAAUACACGCUUCUCUCCCUUCACCAUCAGUAUCCGAAGCAUCUCGAGCAGAAUCACUCGAUGGUGCUCCCUCCUUGAUCUCAGACACCUGCUCAAACUUCUCCAUCUCUCCCAGAGUAGCAUCCUCGCCCUCCCUUGAACUCCCACCUCUCUCCUCAUUCGACCGUCUCAACUCUCGAAGACCAUCUCUCCCACAACUUCAAAUUAGACCUAACACUUCACCAUACGCAUCGGAAUUUGAAUCGCAAUCAUUAUGUCAUCCAUCAUUAGAAAGAGAAUCGUAUUACACUCACGCACAUUUCAACUCGAUGAAAUCUUCUCAUCACAGCAGAGGCCCGAGCGUUGCGAGUAUAUCCGUGAAUUAUCCACAACUCCGCGCAGAGCAACAGUACCCCAGUUCGCUACCUCCAUCGCCACCUCGCGACUCACAUCAUCAACACGAGUAUUAUAUCUCAGGGCGUGCACAGCAACAAGAAACUCCAAGGGGAGCUCCACAGCCAUUGACUGCGCCGCCAAGUCCUCAACAUAUUCAGUUGGCUCCAAUCAGAUCGAUCAGUCCUGGGAAUACUUAUUCACGGGAGGCAAAAGAGAGGGACACGAGGAUGCAACUUACGAACCUUCUACUAUGAUCGAGUAAAGUUGGAUGGGUUUAGAAGAUAGAUAUUUCUUUUGUGUAUAUCAAAAGUAACUUAGGGAAGGACGGAACUCUAAAAGAAUCACAGCAUCAUUUCAUGUACGCAAGCAAGCGAACGCAUUUCUUACGUGUCUAAUGCCUAUAUACGGCUGUAUAUCUUGUUUUUAUAGUAUAGUUAUUGUUUUACUCUACUGUCUACAGUAUGGAUUGGGAGGCUGCCGUCAUUUUUAUGCAUUUGUAGAUACCCUGGAUUGAAUGGACGAUGAAUGGAUGAUGGAUAGGAUAGGACAGGAUAGUCACAAACAAAUAAACAAACAAACCAAUAAUAUACAUAAUCAAAACACACUAUUUCGAUACUCUACUUCGUGCAAACCUGACUGUUGCUUCUCAUGAGACGGCGAUCUGAAUGCCUAGAAACCAAAAGAGAGUGGACGCA